This is a messenger RNA of Amaranthus tricolor (Joseph's coat), 2523 nucleotides long. RefSeq lists its product as uncharacterized. Gene Ontology annotation, biological process: regulation of DNA-templated transcription. The coding region runs from base 383 to 2104 and encodes 573 amino acids. Gene Ontology annotation, molecular function: sequence-specific DNA binding; zinc ion binding. Lineage: Eukaryota; Viridiplantae; Streptophyta; Magnoliopsida; Caryophyllales; Amaranthaceae. The transcript has 2 exons. The record is from RefSeq and is a predicted model, not a curated record.
GUAUUUAAUUUGAAUGCAAAUCCAAAAUCAUUAAAAAAGAUAAAUCUGGAUCUGAAUCGGAUCUGAUCCCAACAUGUACAUAACUACAUACCUAUCUCUAUCGGAGGAGUACACUCCUUCGUCGACAUAUGGAGUUUUAUUUUUAUCAAAACAAAAUCGGUCAAUUGAUACAUUAAUUAAUAUUUUAUUUACCAAAUCUUGAAGAUUCUUCUUCGUGUAAACCAAGUCAGUAAUCAUUCAUUGAUAAAUCGGUAACCAUUAUCUGAUCAUUCAGCUAUCCAAUCAAUUUAAGGCAAGAUUGAGCCGAUUUCUUGACUGCGAUCAAUGUGAGCCUGAGGGAAUUUCAUAUCUGAUUUUCCAUCAAAAUUCUAUACAUUUAGUUAUGGCUGCUUCUGAUGAUAUGGGUUCUGCAAUUACAAGGAUUGAAGAUGGGGAUUCAUCUAAAUCUGAUGAUGAAAAGGGGAAUAAUCUGAUACCCACUUCCCAAUUUUUAUGCGGGCAAGAGUUAAAGUUGGGUAUUGUCAAUCAAUAUGGGCAAUUGAUGGGUGAAUAUAGUAGACUGGAUGAUGACUUAUGGCUUUCUAAUUCUCUUGAUGAUGAACCAGUAGAGAGGACCAAUGAAGAGCUCCAAUGGGGUCUUUUACCUUCUUGGGAAAAUAGAGUUGAAUUGGCGGAUCGUCUUCACAAGUCUGUCUGUGAUGGAAGCAUGGUGUCAGUUGAAGGAAAAUCUUCCUUUCUCAAGGAUAAUUCUUACAACCAACAUCAAGGUUCAAGCCCAGUUUCAGUGCUUCGGACUAGGAUGUCUGACAUUGAUGUCAAGACUAGAAUGCAUCCUCAAAGCCAACACCAUCAACCCAUGAAGCACAAUUCUUUGGGAACCCUUCAGAGUUUAGGCAUCAGACUGUCUAGAGGGCAAAUUCAGACAUUCCAAUCAGAAUCAGAAAAUUUAAUGAAGUCCUCUGUAGUCGAUGAAAGUGAUAAUUCUAUUUCAGCCAAGGAGAUACGGACUAGGACAAUUAGUGAUUUACUUGAAUUGGAUUAUGAACCAGCAGCCAAGAAAUGCUUGCAUUGCAAAACAACACAGACCCCUCAGUGGAGGACAGGACCCAUGGGACGGAAAACCCUUUGCAAUGCAUGUGGAGUUCAGUAUAAACAUGGUAGGCUUUUUCCUAAUUACCGUCCUUUACGGAGUCCAACAUUUGAUCCUUCUUUACACACCUAUUUGCCAAAGAGAGUUCAGGAUAUGAGGAGUAACCCAACUAAAAGAUGUCCAAUCCCUAUUCCUAAACCCAAGAAAGUUGAGAAGACUCCAAAAUUUGGUCUUUCACAUUCCACCUUAGACAAGAAAAUUCAGGAGAUGAUAUUGGGGAAGACGCUCGAGAGGUGUCCAAUUUCAACUCAUAAACCCAACGAAGUUGAAGAGACAAGUUCAGAAUUUGAUCCUUCUUUGGGUUUCAAUUUGGACAAUGAACCCCAGGAGAUGAUAUUGUUUGAUAAAAUUGGAAGGCAUCCGUAUCCUACUCCUAAACCCAAUGAAAUUGAGGAGAGGGUUCCAGAUCUUAAUGUUUCUUUGAACUCUUCCUGUGCAGAAACUCUAGAGAUGAGGAUAGAUAAUAUUAGUGGCAGGCAACAAAGACUUACUUUUGAAUCUGAAAGAGUCGAGGAGAUGAGGUUGGAUAACAAUAAUGAGAAGGACCAGAACCGUGCUCAGAGAGCCAAGAAGUUCGAGGAUAUGAGGCUGGAUAACAAUAAUGAGAAGUACCAGAACCGUGCUCAGAGAGCCAAGAAAUUUGAGGAGAUGAGAGAAAGUAAUCAUAACUUUGAUUCUAAUUCAAAUCUCAAACGGAAACGUCAAUCAAAAGCUGUCAAGAUGUGCUUACAUUGUGAAUCAACGAGGACCCCGCAAUGGAGGCCAGGACCGAUGGGACGAAAUACACUUUGCAAUGCAUGUGGCGUACAAUUUAGAAAUGGUAGGCUAUUUCCUGAGUAUCGUCCUCUAAAUAGUCCAACUUAUGAUCCUCUGUUGCAUUCCCAUUUGCCGAAACAAGUCGAGAAGAUGAGAAUGAGUAAGGUUACGACCUGUACAAUUCCCUAUCAGGAGUAGCUGCCAUCAAUUAUUCCAUGAAGCACGACCUUCCCUUUCAGCUUGAGAAGGGAAGUUACGUAUGUUCCCCGUAAUUUUUUGUUAUCUUUACCUCUCACUGUGCUCCCACUCCUACAACUUUAAUCUUCAUUUUUGAAUUUAUGCAUUACAAAAAGAUAGGAAUAGCUAUUAGCUACUAGAGCUAACUUAAGUUUCUGGUUGAGCCGGGAGCUUAUGAGGGUAGAAAAAGAGCAAAAAAGCUCAUGUCAUUUCAUAGUAUGUGUACCUUGAAACUACAAGUUUCAAUUUGGAUCUUUUGGUUAUGCAGUGCACUGCUGAGGUGCCUUUACAAUUGUCAUAUAAUUAUUUCUUAUUUUGUAUUCAAGAGUUUUUUGUAUCAGAUGUUCUAGAAUCGAAUAACAAUGCGUCUACCUUUUUUA